AUGAAUUUGCAUGUUACUUUGAUUCUUGCUGAUUACAUGCAUCAUCUGCAACAUCAGUCGCUGCAGUGUGGUUCAGCAACAUUCAAUAAAUUAUCAUUCGAUCCACCAUUCCGAUCGAAUCCCCUACCAAUUGGUCGCUUAAUUUACAUGCCAUUGGAUCAAAUUGUAAAUGGUGAUAUAUGUCGCAUGGUUACUACUACUGCAAGACCAAAUCCCUCCUAUUCCUUCACCAGUUAUCAGCAAAUAAUAACAAUUUGCGGGAAUUGUACGGAAUGUCCAACUGGUUUGAGCAGCAUCUAUCUAUACUUGAAACGGAUGCUAAAAGAUAUAGAAAUUUCGUUGAUUGUUGUCAUUCGUGGCGUCAGCCAUCGACAAGUGAACAAAAUCGACGACGAGAAGAAGAUCCAUUUUGCAUUUAUCGAAGAGGAAACACCGAUCGCCCUGGAUGAUUGUCAAAUUAUUGAUGCAAGUGACGGAGAUGCUUUACGCAGUUUUUCGAAAACUUCCGUUCUUUUUGUUUCUAUUUCAUUCAUCAUUUUAAUGGUCAUUUCGCUUGCUUGGCUCGUCUUUUAUUAUGUACAAAGAUUCCGUUAUGCGCAUGCUAAAGAUCGUCUUCAACGGCGAUUAUUCAAUGCAGCUAAAAAAGCACUAACGCGUAUUCCAACAAGACUUAUUCGAGUUGGAGAUAAGGAGCUCGAUACCGAUUGUCCAGUUUGCAUUGAUCCAUAUAGAGCCGGUGAUAUUAUUCGUUCGCUUCCGUGUAGGCACAUAUUCCAUAAAACUUGUGUUGAUCCAUGGCUUCUGGAACACAGAACUUGUCCAAUGUGUAAAAACGACAUCCUAAAGGCUUUCGGAUACUGUGUAUCAGUAGGUCAACGUACACCCAACAACACACAGAGGGAAAGCGUUCAUCAGUCGCCAAGGGAUGGAGAUAUGUUAAGCGUCGAUGUCCACUCUUUAACCGGAUCUGAUGCUGGACAUCCCGAAGUGCAAGAUCCAUCAAAUACGCCAAUUUUACCGCAACUUGUUCAGGUGAUGCACUACUCUAAUGCGAAUGCAUUUCCACUAACGCCUCUGACAGUACAAAGUGCAUCUUCUUCAACAAAAACGAAUUCUACACAAGAAAAGAAUGCAAAGAGUCAGAUCUCAUGGAAAAUUCGGAGGCCUUCAUCGACCGUUUCUCAUGUCGUAAACGUAGCACAUUUCCGUUCACGUUCUUUAUCACAAAUCAUACAGCCGCUCGAAUCACAAAAAUUCAAAGCCACACUCAGCUCAAAUACACUCUGCUCUGGGCUUACAUCAAUUCACUUCUCGUCGAUACCUACCAAAAAUAUCACAUCAGUGGAUCGCGAUACUUCAUCCGUGUUGGCGGUUUCAUCCGACCUCAUUUCAUCUACAUUUCCAGUAUCAUCCAUACGACCAAAUUCUUGCUUACAACAAAAACCCAGAACAAAACGUGUUAGCUCGCAAGACAUCAAACGACCAUCAGAGUCCAAUUAUUUAACCAGCGUUGAGUCACUUUAA
Messenger RNA from Cercopithifilaria johnstoni, 1524 nucleotides. NCBI's taxonomy places the organism in Eukaryota, Metazoa, Nematoda, Chromadorea, Rhabditida, Onchocercidae. The record is from the annotation of a GenBank genome assembly.